AUGUCGGGUAGAAUCAAACCUUUAGAUGUGUCAGUUGUUAAUAAAAUAGCCGCUGGAGAAAUUGUUAUUGCUCCAGUGAAUGCUUUGAAGGAGAUGAUGGAAAAUUCCAUUGACGCUAAGGCUACCAUGGUCGAUAUUCUUGUGAAAGAUGGUGGCAUAAAGCUAUUACAGAUUACAGACAACGGAUGUGGAAUAGACAAAGAUGACUUACCAAUUCUCUGUGAGAGGUUUACCACCUCGAAAUUGGAAGUUUUUGAGGAUUUGAGUAAGAUAGAAACUUUUGGUUUCAGAGGUGAGGCACUUGCAUCAAUAUCACAUAUAGCUAGAGUGACCGUAACUACCAAGACAGAAAAAGAUCAGUGUGCAUGGAAAGCUUCCUUUUCUGAGGGCAAAAUACUGGGCCAACCAAAGCCUGUUGCUGGAAAAACCGGAACCAUAAUUACAGUUGAAGACUUGUUUUACAAUAUUCCAUCAAGACUGAAGGCGCUUAGGUCACCAGGUGAAGAGUUCAAUAAAAUAUUAGACGUAAUUGGUAGAUAUUCGAUAAACAACAACAAUGUGGGGUUUUCAUGCAAAAAAUUCGGUGAUUCUAAAGUGGCAUUGAUGAUAAAAGCUGACUUAUCUACCAAGGACAGAGUACGAAUUGUCUUUGGAGCUAAUGUUUCUACAAAUCUAAUGGAACUAAAUAUUGACAUCACGGAUGAUGUCCAGAGAAAUGGGUUACUUUCUGCCUCGGGUUUUGUCACAAAUCUCGAUUUCACAAAUAAAAAGCCAAUUCCACCUGCAUUUUUCAUUAACGGAAGAUUGGUAUCAUGCGAUCCCAUGAGACGUUCGUUCUAUCAAAUAUACUCAAAUUUCCUUCCAAAAGGGAACAAACCUUUCAUAUACUUCAGUUUAACGAUAAAACCUCAGAAUGUUGAUGUUAAUAUACAUCCCACCAAAAGAGAAGUUCGUUUUCUUAAUGAAGAGGAGAUAAUCGAUAGGCUUGCCAUCUUGUUACAGGAUAAAUUGGCUUCCAUAGACACUUCUCGUACCUUUAAAACGGCAUCGUCUGUGUCCAAUCCUUAUCAGGUGCAACUUAUAGGAUCAUCGAAUGAAUCUCAAGACUCUCCUUCAACAAACCUAAAGAUGAAAAGACAAGAGAAUAAAUUAGUUCGCAUUGACUCAAGCCAAGUUAAGAUAACAAACUAUUUACGUUCGACAAAAUUUGAAUUCGGAGCAUCCAAAAACAAAACUAAGAAAAUGAAUAUUGAAAAAAUCGCCGAUGACAAUGAUACGACUUUGCAAAACGAUGGAAUGGAAAUCGAGAAUGACAUCGAAGCUUCAUAUGGCGAUGAAACUUCAACACAACAUACUACCCUAAGGAAUAAUACGUAUUAUAUUGUUCCUAAACAAAGAGUGCAAGUGAAUUUAACCAGCAUAAAAAAACUCAAACAGGCCGUGGAUGAGCAGAGCCAUUCAGAACUUACAAACAUUUUUGCUAACUUAACUUAUGUUGGCAUUGUUGACGAGACAAGGAGGUUAGCGUCUAUUCAGUGUGAUCUCAAACUAUUCUUGGUUGACUACGGGAGCAUUUGCAAUGAACUAUUCUACCAGAUCGGCUUAUCAGAUUUUUCCAACUUUGGGAAAAUCAUGCUCUUUGAUGAAGAUGAAACUGAAGCCGGGUUCAACAUUACAAAGAUACUGGAAAAUAUUGACACCUUGAGAAUAGAAACGAUACAGGAGAUUAUCGAAAAGCUUACUAGUAUGAAAGAGAUGAUGAAUGAAUACUUCUCUAUUGAAAUCGAGACAAAUGACGGUGGUUGGAACAAGGCACGAAUUAAGAGUAUUCCCCUUUUACUCAAAGAUUAUAACCCACCGCUUUCAAAACUUCCUUUUUUCCUAUAUAGAUUAGGGACACAAGUGAAUUGGGAGGACGAGAUGGAAUGUUUGGACGGUAUAUUAAGACAACUCGCUUUGUUUUACAUCCCUCCUAUAAUUGAAAAAAUUCACGAAAAUGAUCCAGAACAUUUGAGCAGUACAUACGCUGCUGAAAUGAAUGAACUUACGGACACAAUGGAUCAUGUUGUAUUCCCAGUAAUAAAAAGAAGACUUCUUGCCCCCAAAAUUUUAUUGAAGGACGUGGUUGAAGUUGCGAAUCUUCCUGGUUUGUACAAGGUCUUUGAACGGUGCUAG
Kluyveromyces lactis is the source of this 2175-nucleotide messenger RNA. It is a transcript of the gene MLH1, whose product is annotated as mismatch repair ATPase MLH1. Gene Ontology annotation, molecular function: mismatched DNA binding; ATP hydrolysis activity; ATP binding. Lineage: Eukaryota; Fungi; Ascomycota; Saccharomycetes; Saccharomycetales; Saccharomycetaceae. The record is from RefSeq and is a predicted model, not a curated record. Gene Ontology annotation, cellular component: MutLalpha complex. The transcript has a single exon. Gene Ontology annotation, biological process: mismatch repair. Bases 1 to 2175 code for a protein of 724 amino acids.